Messenger RNA from Malaclemys terrapin pileata, 1810 nucleotides. RefSeq names its product RAB34, member RAS oncogene family (gene RAB34). The transcript is spliced from 11 exons. NCBI's taxonomy places the organism in Eukaryota, Metazoa, Chordata, Testudines, Emydidae. Bases 474 to 1259 code for a protein of 261 amino acids. Gene Ontology annotation, molecular function: GTPase activity; GTP binding. Gene Ontology annotation, biological process: endocytosis; phagosome-lysosome fusion. The record is from RefSeq and is a predicted model, not a curated record.
GCUCGGCCACGCACCAGCCUGGGAGCCUCUCCCAUCGCAGCCGGGCUGUGCGGGGCAGGGCUCCUCUCUGGGCCAAGCUGUGCCUGGCCUGGCGCCCCCGGCCCCUGCUCCGGCCGCUUGUUCUGCAGACCUGACAGCCGGAGCCCGCCAGCUCCCGGCGAACAGACGGGACUGGGGCCCCGGCACCCGGGAGGGGCGAGGUCGGGAUGUCCCGCCGGAGAACCGGGCCGGAUGCUCUGCGGGGGGCUCUGCCUGCCCCCGCCCCCCGGAGCCUCAGCCUGUGAGUCAUUAACCAGGAGCAGCUGCCGUGGGAAGGAGCCCAGCCGCCUCCCAGCCCCGCCGGAGCCGGAGAGCCCCCGUGCGGAAGGACGUGCUUCAAAUCAGCAGUCAGCAAACGGGGAGGAAACCUCCCUCAAACCUUCUCCCCCGCUAGUUUGGGUGCCUGGGUUCUCCCCAGCGAAGUCGGGCUCCAAAUGAUGAGUGUGCUAGCACCAGUCCGGAGGGACCGGAUCAUUGCGGAGCUGCCUCAGUGCUUUCACAAAGAGGCCGCCCUCCAUUCGCGCUCCAGCUUUCAUCCCCAAGUAAGCGGCGCCUGCCAGGAGCAGCGAACGGGGACAGUGGGCAGGUUUAAGAUCUCCAAGAUCAUCGUGGUGGGAGACCUGUCAGUGGGCAAGACCUGCUUAAUCAACCGGUUCUGCAAGGACACAUUCGAUAAGAACUACAAGGCGACCAUCGGGGUGGACUUCGAGAUGGAGCGCUUUGAGGUGCUCGGCGUCCCCUUCAGCUUACAGCUGUGGGACACGGCCGGCCAGGAGAGGUUCAAGUGCAUCGCAUCCACCUACUACCGCGGAGCACAAGCGAUAGUGAUUGUGUUCGACGUGAACGACGUGGCGUCUCUAGCGCACACCAGGCAGUGGCUGGCCGACGCCCUGAAGGAGAAUGACCCCUCCAACGUGAUCCUCUUCCUGGUGGGCUCGAAGAAGGAUCUGAGUUCGCCUGCACAGUACAGCCUCAUGGAGAGAGACGCCAUCAAGGUGGCCAAGGAGAUGCGGGCGGAGUACUGGGCUGUCUCCUCGCUCACCGGGGAGAACGUGAGGGAGUUUUUUUUCCGCGUGGCUUCGCUGACCUUCGAGAGCAGCGUGCUGGCCGAGCUGGAGAAGAGCAGCGCCAGGAAGAUCGGGGACGUCGUGCGGAUUCACAGCACGGACAGCGACCUGUACCUGACGGCGCAGAGGAGGAAAUCCAAGUGCUGCCGCUGAGGGGGGACGCCAGCCCCGCCCCGCUGCGUGCACUGAACUCUCUUCGCUACCAAAGAGCUGCUGGCGGAUCCCAGCUGUGGGCCUGCGGGGGCUGGUGCCUGCUCAGCGCAGAUCCCUCCCCCCGGCUCAGCUCCUGCCCCCGCCGCUCACCCAGAACUAUUCCUUCCCUCUGCGCCCUGGGCCGGGGCAGCUGGGAACCACGGCCUGGCUCUGGCUCCUGGCCUGGGGCUGGGCUGAAGCAUAGGCAGAGCUGGCGGCACCGCUCCUUGCCCUGACCGGCCUGGUGGGCGAUGGAGGCAGUUGAGCAUCCCUGGGUCUGUGCCCUGCAGUGCCCCCUCCUAGCUGGGACAGGAAUCCCCCCUCCCUCCCUCCUGGGCUAGGGCACAGCGUGGUCUCUGCGUGCCCUGGCCCUGUCCCCUGCUGGCCUCGUGGCUGGUGCUGGCUGGGCAGGGUGCUGCCCUGGUUUCGCUCCGGUGGUGUUAACGCUGCCAGGAGCCGGCCGCGGAGCCAGGCAGCGUCCUGCCCACCUACCGCAACAAGAGUCAGGAAGC